AUGGGUAAACAAGGACCUUGCCAUCACUGUGGAGUUACAAGCACACCACUUUGGCGUAAUGGACCACCAGAGAAGCCAAUACUGUGCAAUGCUUGCGGUUCUCGGUGGAGGACAAAGGGAACACUUGCAAAUUAUACGCCUUUACAUGCUCGAGCUGAAACUGAUGAUUUUGAUGAUCAAAGGCAUUCCAGGGUUAAGAUCAUAUCAUUAAACAAGAAAAAGGAAAUGAAAUUGCUCAAACGGAAGCCGAACCAUGAUAAUGUGGUAUCUGGUGGAAUUGCAUCCGAUUACAACCAUGGAUUCCAGAAGGCUGGUGAUGAAGAUAUGAGCAACCGAUCAAGUUCAGGAUCAGCCUUGUCUAACUCAGGAAGCUGUGCACAAUUUGGCGGAACAGAUGCUAGUGAUCUGACAGGACCUGCUCAGUCAGUGACAUGGGAUGCCACAGUGCCUUCAAAAAAGAGGACAUGUGUUGGUCGUACAAACCAUUCUUCUGUCGAGGAGUUCACAAAAGAGUUGUGCUCUAUUCUUCAUGAACAACAAUCAUAUUUUUCUGCAUCUUCUGAAGACGAUCUUCUUUACGAAAAUGAAGCGCCAAUGGUCUCUGUCGAGAUAGGACAUGGAAGUAUACUCAUUAGGCAUCCUAGCUAUGUAGCUCGCGAUGAAGAGUCUGAGGCUAGCUCUCUUUCAUUUGAUAAUAGACAAUACCCAAUGAGUGACAGAUAUUCUUAUUCUGGCGCUGUCCCUAUGCAUAAUGGUUCCAGUCGCACAAACUUCUCAUCUCAGGGAGCUGAAAAGGUAAGGAACUCAGUUUUCCAAGGAAUGAAGCAGGAGCAACUUAAAAGUGACAAGUCUCAGCUUGAAAGAGCACAAAUCCUUGGAAAUCAUGAUUCACCCCUGUCCUCAAUAGAUUUAAAUGAUGUUGUAAACUAUGAAGAGUUUUUGGGAAUCUUGACAAAUGAAGAACAGCAGCAAUUACUGAAGUUUCUUCCUGUGGUCGAUACUGCUAAACUUCCUGAUAGCCUUAAGAUCAUGUUCGAGAGCUCUCAAUUCAAGGAGAACUUAACUUAUUUUCAGCAGCUUCUUGCUGAAGGUGUCUUUGAUAUCUCUUUGUCGGGGGCAAAACCUGAAGAUUGCAUGACUUUGAUAAGAUAUGCACUAUCUAAUCUAUCAAAGUCAAAAUGGGCCGAACACUACCAUCAUAUCAAGAGAUGUAAAAGUCGAGCUGAAAAAUCUGAUACUUUGGGAUCUGCUGGUAUAGCGUCGACCAAUGUUGCAAACAUGAAAAGAAUGCGUGAUAGCAGAAAUCAGAACUUUCCAGCGGUAAAGACAAUAAUGAGGAGCCCCAAAAGAAUGAUCACGAAGUCUGGUUAUGAAGGCAAACUUAAAGAUUCUGGCAGUUGCUAUAAUCCAAAAAGCCUAUUUCCUUUGCCUCCUGAUGCUAGCUCAAACUUGCUAGAUUCUUUUAACUUUGCGGAGGACAGUUCGGAUCAGGAUCUGCUUCUAGAAGUGCCUUCUAAUAAUUCUUUUCCACAGGCAGAGCUAUUGCAUCCAAAUUCGAGCUUUGUUGCUCAAGCAAGCACUAGCAGUAGCUCAGCUUAUUCACAUCUUGUGAAACAUUAA
Messenger RNA from Lathyrus sativus (Indian pea), 1620 nucleotides. The record is from the annotation of a GenBank genome assembly. Lineage: Eukaryota; Viridiplantae; Streptophyta; Magnoliopsida; Fabales; Fabaceae.